GCCUGUGGUGUCGCUAAUUGAUGCAUUUACGAAAUGAGUCUGAAUAUUAGGCUGAAAUAAAUCCAGCUUUGUUACCGUGUCAGUUGAAUCAUAUCAGGUUUGCUCAGGUUUGUGAGUCGGAGGCCUUAGCAGCUAAUGCUAGCCCCAUCAAAACAGCAGCGCAGCUACUUCCUCACCGAUGACCAACGGAGCAAGAUCACAUGGUUCCUGCACGCAGCUGUGGAAACCGAAAUCAGAGGGAGGGAUGAGUCUCUCCCCUGUUAUUGGCACAGAAGUGCCAGAAACAGCUAAUGGGGUGGCGACGCCCGUCUCCCUGGAGAACGGCCCUCAUGCGCCGGUCUCGGUAAAACACGGCGGGAGCAGGUUACCGGAUGACAGAGCGGAAUCGAUGGACGGGAGAACAGAGAACCACGUUGACACAGCAAACAGACUGAACGCUGCAGAAAACAACUUAGACACUGAGACAGAUCUUCACGAGAGAACAUCUAGCUUAUCAUUACACGGUUCCCAGGUGGUAGACCUCUCUUUUCAUGAUGACGCAGAAACGGGAAACUCCGAAUUCAAAGACACAGACAUUCCUGAGGGAUCGAAGGCCGAGGAUCUGGUUCUCAUGUGGGAUUCAGCACCGCAUGCAGAGCCCACAGACGUAUGUCGGCAGGGAGGCCCUGACAUUGCAGAAAGACACCCGAAAGAGGCUGAGAGUGAAGAGAGAAGGCUCGACAGAAGAGAGGAAGAUGAGGACGGAGAGAAAGAGAAACAGGAUAUGGAGACGGACGAGAAGAACGAGAACAGGUGGAGGAACACUGGAGGAAGAGCAAAGAAGGAGCCCUCGCAACACUACUCCUCUUCAGCCCCCGGUCCCAGUACCACCUCCUCCUCUUCUACUCCUCAACCUGCUCUUCUCACCUCAGACGACACUCCAUGCCCUCCCCACGUCAUGGCCCAGGUUUGGGUUCGGAACAACCGGGGGAUGCAGGACAGCAAGAGCCUGGAUGAAAUCAGCCAAGCCUGCGGAGGUGGUCCAGGAGCCAGAGGAGGUGGCAGAAGCGGGCAGUCAGAGGGCCGAAGGGCCACCAUCUCCUCGGCUCUGGAGCUGGAGGGGACGGUCAGCCAUGAAGGAGACCUCACCAACUUCAUCACAAAGAACCUGGAGCAGAAGAUCAAAAUGAGCUCCAAGCCCAGCCUGGACUGCAGUGAUUCUGACUGCUCGGGUCCAAUCUACCGAAGCCGAGGGUUGUCACGGAGACCAGCGGACAUCCCGCCGAUUGACCCCACAGUUCUGUUGGACCUCCAGAGACACACCCAGGAGGUGGCCCACAGCGUGGAGAUGAUGAUGAAGAGCCUCAACGGGACCAUCCAGAAUAUGACGGCUCUGAGCGUUGGCUACAUCCAGACCUACAGAGACUCUGUGGACAGCCUGGGAGAGUCUGUAGACAUGAGCAUAAAGGGCAUGUACACACUAAUGGCUCGUUGCGAGGAGCUGGAUCGCUCCAUGCAGCCCAUCCACACGCUGGCGGCUCAGAUCCGUGACAUCAAACGCACCCUGGAUGCUCUAGAAGCGAUCUGCAAGUAAUCCCCCCCGCCUCCCCUUCCUGCCAGAUUUGAACACAGCUCCAACCUGCAAAGAUCCAACCUAAAGCUCAUCCAAAAGAAACAAACAAACAAAAAAAAGGAUGCCGGCAAGCAAACGCAGCCCUUUCGCAGGUAGCACACACACACUGCAGCGAAGAUCAAGUUCACCUCAGGAGUCUGGAACCUGCCGCUGCCCGGCAUGCUGAAUGAUCUCCACUCAUAGCUCUUCUGUGUGCCGUUUGAAGAUAACCUGUUUUCGUGUUGUGGGAUCUAAAAAGAAAUGCAUCGACUUUUGAGGAUGAGCUGUUUUUUUUGUUUGUUUUUUUUUUCUUCUUCUUCUUGUCAAAAUUUCAAGAAGAAAAUCCCACCAAAUUAACUCUUUCGCCCCGGAUACUUAGUAGGUCACACCCAUGCACAAACACAAACCUCGCAGCAGGCGGGCUACACGCAUUCGUUGUUCCUCCUUACAGUCUGAGGAGUGUGAUACUUUUAUCCGUCCAGCCUGCCUGGUUCAGAUUGCACUAACCUCUCCUCCGCAGACGGGGGCGAUAUUUCUGUCUCUGGAGAGGCAAGAAUAAACUGCUCGGAAGACGGUGACAUUUGCACUGGAACAGAAAGUCUAUUUUUUAAUCUUAUGCAACAAGCAGGUUCCUUCACUGUGUGUGUCUGUAUGUUUUUAUUUAUUCAGUCUGCUCAGCAUGCGUGCUUGUUCAGGAAAAAAAAAAAAAAAAAGAACAAAAAAAAAACACAACAACAUUGCGUCUGUGUGUCGCGGGGAGCCAGUUCACGAUAAUGUCUGCUGUCUCAUGGGCUCCGAUCUGUACCGAGAGUCUUUCACUUUAUCCACUCCGAUUCUCUCCCAUCACCUGAAAAGGAGGAGUCAAAUCACAGGUCUGCUUCGUUAAUAGCAAGCCAGAAUCUGCCACGAAUCUCCGUCUCCUCUUCUGCGGCGGCGUAAAACGAAGAGACGAAGUGAGGAACAUAACCGGGGAGAGUAAUCUUAAGUGAUCCUAAAACUGUCUUUGAAUGUUGUCCAAAUAAUAAAAUAUUAAAAAGUACCAGAUAUUUUACUCGAUUUGACGUCUAGAUGUCAUCGCCCGACAGGCUAGAUAUCAUUUUUUAUGCUCCAACUUGAUUGAAUUUUGAAGUCGAUAAUAUUUUUGUUGCUUCAGAGCUUCUCAUGGGAAUAUAAAUUUCACUGCAGCUUCAGUUCUUCUCUUUUUUUUUUUUUUUUUCUCCAAACAGCCUGUCACACAUGGUGUUAAAUUAUGGUUUUGAAGUUCAUUCUUAACAAGACCAGUUCUGGGUUCAGUUCCCUGCGAGUUAAAACUGAACCGUUCAUGUUCGUAAUUCAUCACUUAAACCUUUUGAACUAAAUUUAUAACAUGAAAUGAAUGCUUCAGAUUCAAAUGACAUACAAUGAUAUAUGUAGUUACUUUUUCCCCCCAUACACUGUAUAAAAAUGUCAGUUUUAGAUUUGUAAGGAUUAUAAAAAUUAAUUUCUACUCACUAGAAGCCAGAAUAAUGACAGGCAGCUCUUUGGGAGGCUUUUGUUAAUUUUCUCAGCAGUCGAGGAUCCAGAACCUCUACAGGAAGCAAACGGUCUGAUCUUUACCAGGCUGGGCUUUUGUUGAACUUUUUAGCAUUUGAUCGAAUUGCCUUUUAGUUCUUAUGACUUGGGUCAACCUUCUUUUAACAAGCUUCUCAGAACUGGUGUGAGUCGGGUUUGUAGGUCAUCUCGUUCACGAACCCCUUUUCAGUUCUGCCACAAAUUUCUUCUACGAGACUCGAGUUAAACCUUGAUUUUAAAUCACACAACAUGUCUCCAGAAGUUGAGGACUUUGUCUCUGAGUGCGAAUAGCAACUAAUAUGGCUUUUAAUGUUGUUCUUCCUCUCUGUGCGGUUUUUCAGCCAAUGUUGGUGCUCUUACCUGCAUUUUCAGCAGACGUUGAGCUUUUGUUCAGUGGUUUAUCAAAACAUUUUCAACUCCGAGACGAAAAACCCAUUUUGUUCCUGAACAUUGUGCUGUCUGGACAUUCCUAUAUGUUCUUGCAUGUAGUAGUUUGAACAGAUGAAUGUGAUGCCCAAAGAUGGAAUCAGCAACUUACAAAGUCAUGACAUCAUCAUAAUUUGGGCUUUCUCGAAUCCUUAAGUCGUAGUAAUCUUAGUGCACGUAAACUUGUGAUUUCAUUCUGGAAUUUAGCAAAAGGAUCAUUUCUGACAGUGAGGGAGGGGGGAAACGUUGUUUUAUACAGUGUAUGCAAAAGGUUUGAUUCAACUAUGUCAUUGUGUGUCAUUUGGCUUGUGCCGUCUUUCUUUUAUCUUUGUAAUUCUCUCCUGUUCUCUCUGCUCACAUAAACUGUAUUCCAGUAUUGACCAGUUCCCAAUAAAGCUGCUUCAAUGUUUCCCUGCUUUAGUUUCAGUAAGCAAAAUGUUUGAGAUUUUGAUUUUAAAAGAAAUGCUCAUUAGAAAUAUAUAUUUUAAAACUUUAAAGUUCUAUAAGGUUGGUGUUCCUCUGUGAGAAAAUUUGUGUUCCUUUUAAACAUGCCAGCUGCCAAUAUUGUCCACAUAAACAAACGACAGACGGCAAAGUCAGAAUGUGUCCAUCUGAGAGGACAGGCGUAUAUGUUGUCAAUAAAGACAAGCAGUUUCUGUGGUAACGGUCUGAACGCAUGCACACACAACAGUCGUCUAGCUCGUGGCUUUUUGGGCAAAUGCUGCGACACUUCCUGCAAAAAAAAAAAAAAAAA
Molecule: messenger RNA, 4322 nt
Organism: Poecilia reticulata (guppy)
Lineage: Eukaryota; Metazoa; Chordata; Actinopteri; Cyprinodontiformes; Poeciliidae
Source: RefSeq, a predicted model, not a curated record